UAACAACUAAUGUUAAAAAUUGUUUUUACAUGUAACUAGGGGGAAAUAAAAUACUAAAGAAAAAAAAAGAAUUUCGUUUUGGAGGGGGUUGAAGGGCUGGAGCAGUCGGGAGAUGGCGGUCUUCGGGGUUCAGUUAAAACGCUCAAACUGCCUGAAAUGCUGUGUAUUGUCAACGUGGGGUAGCGGGCCUCUGGGGUUUAGGGACUGUAUAAAAGGAAUCUGGAGAAUUACAAAGAGGGCUGCCUAUCCUCACCCUAUUACGCCCUUGCGUUUUGCUGGAAAAAACAAAACAAAACUUUCUGCUGUUUCACAGAUGAGGUUCUGGAACUUUGGAACUGAGACGCCAGCAACUGUGUGUGACCUAAGAAAUUAGGAGACGGUAGGGACUCUGAGGAUGGGAGAGCGGGACUAGAUAUGUAAGGAGAGGCCACUUUUGGCACUCGGCGGGUCUUUGCGCACCACUUGUGUCUUAUACAGCUAUUUGAGGACAAAUGCGCAGGACUAGUGUUUAAGUGCGCUUAAGUCAAUUGGUAAGAGAGGUAUACACACUGCUUGGUGGCGCUUGCUUGAAUUAGGAUGUCCUGGCUAUCCUCGACCUUUCCCUCCAAUUGUGGGGAAUCUCUGGGCAGGUCACAUAUCCACUUAGGAUUCCAAUUGAGUCUCAGGCCAAGAUUUGUGCGUGCCCUUAAGGUCAUUUUCAGCAAUCCCCUUUCUUUCCAGGGUUUGGAGAGUUUCAUGUCAAACUCAGUUCUGCAAAGUCUGCGCUGGUCUGGAGUGAAAGCUAUGAGUAAUCGUAACGAAGGCACUGCGUCACCACAUAACCUAGAUUAGAAACAGCCUCCUAAGGCUUGCCUUCUGCCCUGGCCUCUCCCAACCUCCUUGGCUACUAAUGCCCACUCUCAGAACGUUAAUUGUUUACAUGAAGUAUGUGCAGGGUUGCCAAUAAUACUCAAGCCACAUCCAAAGCAGUGCAGGCUACCUUUUUGUCUACCAGGGUUCUCCGUGUGACUCCAUGGAGCCAGGACAAAUUCGCAGAGGCCAAAAAAGGUAUGAGCUCCUGGCGUCCGAGACCAGCUUCAGUUCCUGAACGUUAUAUUAGGCCCCAGGUGGAAGGAAGGGGUAGCUGGGGAGUUUAGGUACAGGGACAGGUGCAGGCGUGACAGGCUCUGAGCUUUGUUUUCGGCUAUUUGCGGAACUGAGGGAGGACAGAUGAGCCUCAAACUCGGAGGGGUUUUUAUCUCUUGCACUGAGCAGCAGGCUGUUCUGCAGUCCAGACUUUCCCCACUACUGGCUGCCCCGGUAAGAGAUAGCGCGGCUUUGGAGCUAGGGGCAAGGGGAGACCAAAUUGGCGUCAAGACUCGGUCCCCCAGCUCUAGUCCUGCGCAAUGAUCAGGUUAAACGUGUCCCUCUCAUGCCUUUGCAGAGCCUUCCUGAUGGCAAGUCUGCAGCUGCUGCUUGAGCUCUUCCUCCUUGUGUCGGCCUGGAAGCCUCUUGCCUGCCUGGACUCGAUCUCGGCUCUUGAUAUCGGUCCUCAGAUCCCACAUAAUGGGAGUGUGCCCUUGAUCAUUGACGUGCAUGUAUUUGUGUCCAACGUCUUCGAUGUGGACAUCUUGGAGUACACAGUGUCCUCCUCCAUGCUACUUAAACUGUCGUGGCUCGAUCCUAGCCUGUCCUGGCAUGAGGAUACAAACCCACGGAGCUUCAUCACUUUGCCGUCACACUUGCUGUGGACCCCGGACUUCACCAUCCGAGAGGCCCUCUGGGUAGAUUGGAGGGAGCACAACCCACGGGCUCGGGUGAGCAGAGAGGGUUUCAUAGAGCUCUACCUUUCGCUCACCACCAAGACUAACUGCGACUUUGAACUUCUCCGCUUCCCCAGUGACAAAAGUGACUGCAGCCUCAGUUUCCAUGCUUUUAGCAACACAGCUCAAGAGUUACAGUUUCAUCCCCACGCAGUGAAUGAGAUUUUCAGUGUGAAGCGGGACUAUAUGGUUCGAGGCUUAAAAGCCCAGGUCCCGCACUUCCAGGUGGCACCUUGCUUCCAGCUGACGCUAAGUCUAGAGAACACGGCUGUGAAGACAACAAUGGCCUUGGUAGUGCCAGGGGUGGCAAUACUCCUGGCAGAUAUAUGUGGCAGCCUCCUGCCUCUGAAGACUACUGAACGUAUCUCUUACAAAGUGACACUGCUGCUUAGCUACCUUGUCUUCCACUCGUCUCUGGUACAGACCCUCCCCAGCUCUUCCUCCUGCAAUCCUCUCCUAAUUUCCUACUUUACAUCGCUACUGAUACUACUCUCCGUGAGCACCAUAGAGACCGUGUUAAUGUCUGCCUUGCUGGCUCGAGGCAACUUCAGCCCGAAGAUCAGCCCAAAUCUAGCCCCGAGAGAGGAAGGGUUAGACACCGCAAAUCCAGGGCCCAGAUCUGAAGGGGAGGGUGCUGCCACACAGAGGGCAGCCUCCAGUCUCAGCGUUUCUCUCACAGAGCCCCAGAGGAAAGCUGAGGAGCCAGGGAAGACUUGGGCUGAGGCUAUGGACCACAUCUUCUUGCUGACAUAUGUAAUCAUCACCGGAUGCAGUCAAAUCAUCUUUGUCAUAGUCUGGGUCUGGUGGGAAUGCAAGUCUGACCUGCCUCCCGCUAUGGACGCUCCCUAUGGAGGAAAGCCCAACUUCUAAAGGGGUAACAUCAGAAACUGGAUUCAAGAUUCUCAAGGACCGAGUCCAGACAAAUUGAGCCUAGAUUUCCAAAGCUGACGUCAAGGCUGUAUGACAAGGUCAUCUCUCUUUAACUCACUAGUCUGGGGUAUCCCUGAACCCUUCCCUCUGUCAGCAUGCAAAUGACUAGAGCAAUAAACCAUUCUGCUGAGAUCGA
Molecule: messenger RNA, 2868 nt
Organism: Phascolarctos cinereus (koala)
Lineage: Eukaryota; Metazoa; Chordata; Mammalia; Diprotodontia; Phascolarctidae
Source: RefSeq, a predicted model, not a curated record